UUAGGUGUUUUUUUAAUAUAAGAUACUCCCUCCGUCCAUGUAUGAUCUUCCCAUUACGCGUUACGAGGCUUGACCGACAUUAUUUUCAAUUCAAUUUAAUUGAUUAUAGGAGUAAAAUUUUAAAAUAAAAUUUAUAUAGUAAUAAACUACAUGAAAAGUUCUACAAAACUAGAGGUGACAAGACUAUACUAUUUUAUGAAAUGACUAGUAAAAUUGAGCAAACAAAGUGAGUAAAGUUUGACUCUGUGAAUAGUGUUUGGGAAGAUCUAUUUAAAAAAUUGAAAAAUGAAACUAAUUAUAAUUCGGAACCCGUUGGGAAACUCAUCCACUAAUAUGUGUGCACGAAGAUUUUCCGUCAUUUUCACCUAAAAAUGGCUUCGUGCUUGUUUCGUUCCCGCGUUCUCCCUUCCCCGAGUGCCGCCGUUCUCCGCCGCUUCUGCUCUACUUCUGCAACUUCCGACCACCAUUGCGACUAUGAAUUUGCCUCCGAAUCUGGCGCUCUCAAGCCAUAUCUCCCCCAAAUCCAACCCUCUGACGACGCCGAUUUGAUCGCCAAGAUUCUCCUCCAACAACACAACCCCUUCCACCCGACGGAAUCAUCCCUUCAGCUCACCGGAAUUUCCCUUUCCCCGUUCCUCGUCCACCAAACCCUCCUCCGUCUCCGACACUCUUCCAAAGUCGCCCUCGCUUUUUUCAAUUUCUCCCAGUCCUACCCCGGUUCCCCGCUGGACGCCACCGCCUUCAACCUCCUCAUCGACAUCCUCUCCAAAGUCCGGCAAUUCGAUGUCGCUUGGAAGCUCAUCAUCGAGAUGGAAAAGAAGAAAAUCUCGCCCAAUUUCACGACCUUCUACGUUCUGAUCCGGAGACUCAUUUCUGCCGGAUUUACUAGGCAAGCCGUUCGCGCCUUCAGCGAAAUGUUCGUCUUCAUCGAUGAACACGGAGAGGACGAUGUCUGGAACUUGUACUUCUGCUAUCUCCUCGAUACCCUCUGCAAGUACGGGCACGUGAGAGUUGCCACCGAGGUGUUCAAUAAGGAGAAAUGGAGGGUUGAUGUCAAUUGCAAGAUCUAUACCAUCCUGAUAUACGGCUGGUGCAAGGUGAAGAAGAUUGACAUGGCAAAGAAGUUCUUCGCGGAGAUGAUCAAUAAACAAAUCCACCCAAAUGCUGUGACUUACAAUGUGUUGCUGAAUGGGAUUUGCAGGAGAGCCAGUUUGCAUCCGGAUGGGAGGUUUGAGAGGGUGAUCUUGGAUGCAGAGAAGGUGUUCGAUGAAAUGCGAGAGAGAGGAGUUGAGCCAGAUGUUACAAGUUACUCAAUCUUACUCCAUGUCUACAGCAGGGCACAUAAACCUGAUCUCUCCCUGGAGAAGCUGAGGGCAAUGAAGGAGAAGGGCAUAUGCCCAAGUAUAGCAUCAUACACAUCAGUUGUCAAGUGUCUUUGCUCUUGUGGGCGGAUUGGGGACGCAGAGAAGCUUCUAGAAGAAAUGGUGAGCGGCGGGGUUACCCCCAUUGCAGCCACCCUCAACUGCUUCUUCAAGGAAUACAGGGGCAGGAAAGACAUUGACGGCGCAUUGAGGCUGUAUGGCAAAAUGAAAGAUGGGUCCUUGUGCUCACCUAGUGAGACAACUUUUAACAUACUGUUGGGGAUGUUUGUGAGCUUGGGGAGACUGGGACUUGCCAGGGAGAUUUGGGACGAUUUGAAAAACAGCGAAAUAGGUCCGGAUUUGGACUCGUACACGCUGAUGGUUCAUGGGCUCUGCAAGAAGAAGAAAUGGAGAGAUGCUUGUGAGUUGUUCAUGGAGAUGAUAGAGAAGGGCUUUCUCCCACAGAAGGUCACCUUCGAGACGUUAUAUUCAGGCUUGAUACAGUCUGAUAUGCUGAGAACUUGGAGGAGAUUGAAGAAAAGGCUUGACGAGGAAUCCAUAACUUUUAGCACUGAGUUUGAAGGGUACCCCUUGAAGCCUUACAGGAGGUAGCAAUCAGGUGGUGGUGGCUAUUCAAAGACCCACUGUCCUUUGAUAAGGGGUGCCAGAAAGGUAGGCCUGAGUUCGGGGUUUUGUCUAGAGUACCAAAUGGACUCGGCUCUCUCUUAAUCAAUAUGUGAUUAAAGCUCGAGUUACCCU
Molecule: messenger RNA, 2120 nt
Organism: Cuscuta campestris
Lineage: Eukaryota; Viridiplantae; Streptophyta; Magnoliopsida; Solanales; Convolvulaceae
Source: the annotation of a GenBank genome assembly